AUGGGGAAGCGAUUCUGGCGAGCGGCCCGGCAAUUCGGGUUGGAGAAGGGCAUGCCGAAGCCCAAGACCCCUGAGGAUUGGAAUCGGCUUUAUCUGAAGCAUCAGGUAUAUUUGCACGGCAUCAAAAGUCUCGAGCUGCAGAUGGUCAAGACGGGUGCUGGCAAGACGGGGGCGAGACACUUCCACUACUGGAAGGUGCCUCCGAUCCGCUGGUGGAAUCCCGACGUCAACAUUCACGAGCAGAAGCUGCUUGCCGGUGAGUCCAAACUCAUCAUCGAGAAAGUGGACGGCAAGAAGAUCGAAUUGGUCGUGGACGGCAUGAAGGACGAGGAGAUCUACAACGCGCUGCUCUCACAUUCUGAUGCCGCUCCCGUUGCCAGCAAGGAGGCGAGUGUGCAGUAG
Messenger RNA from Acanthamoeba castellanii str. Neff, 402 nucleotides. RefSeq lists its product as uncharacterized. Lineage: Eukaryota; Discosea; Longamoebia; Acanthamoebidae. Bases 1 to 402 code for a protein of 133 amino acids. The transcript has 5 exons. The record is from RefSeq and is a predicted model, not a curated record.